CGUGUGUGUGAGAGAGAGAAAGAGACACUGAGAGAGACUGAGAGAGAGACUGACUUAAGGUCAAAUAGUGUGGAUGGGCCAGUCGGUUUCAGCUAAAAAUGCACUGGUGCAUCGAUCGGAAGGUGUCAUCAUCUGCCUUGUAAAAUGUAAAAAUCACUUCAUAAAAAGGCCUGCUGUGUUAUUUUAAUUGUCUCUGUCCCACUGCUGUGUAAAUAAUCACAUUUGUACAUGUCACAUUCAUGUAUUUAGUGUAUUUUUGAGAAUAUAUAUAUUUUUUUAAAUAAUCUUACCAAAAUAAUGUAAUCAAACCAUGGUUAAAUUUGUGAUUUUGUGAUGCAUUGAAUCAUUUCCUAAAUCAUAAUCAUGAUAGUUGUAAAGUCAGAGAUUUACACCUCUAAUGAAAUGCGCUGAAGUCCCACGGUAGUGAUGGGUGUGUGAACAAACGAGAGAAAAUGUGUCCAGGCUAACGUGUGAAUGUGAAUAAGGGAGCUUUUAAUGGUGAGGUGUAUAUUCAGCUUGUAUGUGUUUUGGACCUUGUGCAAUUUACACGAGCCUAAUAUGAUCAUGAUUGAAAGAUAAAAUGAAGCUCUUCUGCUCCGAACUUCUUUCGUUCUUGUGUAACAUUGGCAGAAGUGCCAAGAUGCCACACCUGUUCCUAAGAAAUCUCAUUCCUAGAGAGAGGAGGGGUUUGUGAGGGUGUGUGUGCAUGUGCUUUGGAGCAGGUUAUUCAGGUGUUGUUGAGUUGCUCUGUGUUGCAGAAUUAUGGGCUGGAGAGGGGCUGCAGGUUGCUAAGGGGAAGUGGAGCGGCGGUUGGUUGUUGGUGGAAAGUUCCGGGCUCAGGUGGCAAUGUCUCCCGGAGAGGACGGCCUGAUUGGGAUCCCCUUCCCGGAGCACAGCAGCGAGCUCCUGUCCCGCCUCAAUGCGCAGCGGCGCUCGGGUCUGCUGUGUGACCUCACGUUGACCUCCCGUGGCGCCCGCUACCCCACACACCGCUCUGUCAUGGCUGCUGUCAGCCUCUAUUUCCGCCGACUCUUUGGGGCAGAGGAGGGCGCAGAGGGCACAGAGGGCAGUGUAGGCACAGGCUGCAGUGUGUGUCAGCUAGACUGCGUAUCACCAGACGCUCUGGACGCUCUGCUGGAGUUCGCCUACACGGCCACUCUGACCAUCCGCAGUUCGGGUAUGCGGGAGGUAAUGGAGGGCGCACAGCUGCUCGGGAUACAGUGUGUGGCUGACGCCUGCCGGCACAUCCUGGGCGAGGCAGGCGAGGCAGGCGAGGCAUCUGAGGAGAUGCCCCGUCCUUUAGAUGAGGAUGGCCAUCGGGCAGCAUCACGCAGGAAGCAGGAUCGGCGCAAUGUUGCCAAGGCCUGGAGGAAUACCCAGACACCUGAGCCAGUCAGACAGCAGAUAUGCGAAUAUGAAAUGCCGGCCAGCCCGGAGCACCAGGAACACCCACAAAAUGGAGCAUCCAGAGCCAGUCAGCAGGGAGUAAUGCUGAACGGAAGUGGACCUAGCGCACACUGGUCCCGUCCACAGCCAUCCGAAGAGCCACCCUCAGAGGAUGAGGAGGAAGAGUCAAGAAGCGUGCAGCCGGUUAGCUCUCUGCCUCACAGUCUUCCCCCACAGGCCGAAUCAGUGCGGGCAGUAGGUGGUGGUGGCAGGAAAAGGAAAUCUCAGACACCACAGCAGUGCCCUGUCUGCCAGAAGAUCAUCCAUGGUGCAGGAAAGCUGCCACGCCAUAUGAGAACACACACAGGAGAGAAGCCCUUCCAGUGCAUGGCCUGCGGAGUCCGGUUUACACGGAAUGACAAACUGAAGAUACACAUGCGGAAGCACACAGGCGAGCGCCCUUACCCCUGCCCCAGCUGCCCUGCCCGCUUCCUGCACUCCUAUGAUCUAAAAAACCACCUAUCCCUGCACAGUGGUGACCGGCCCUAUGAGUGCCCACUGUGCCAUAAAGCCUUCGCCCGUGAGGAUCACCUACAGCGUCACCGCAAGGGUCAUAGCUGCCUGGAGUUUCGCACGCGCCGACCGCGGAAAGGACCUGAGGAACAUCCAUCCUCUCCAGCCCAGCUCCAGCACGGCCCACUCCGGCUAACCACAGCAUCUGCCAGCUCCGCUGCUGGCCAACUCCUGUUCCAGCAGGACAGCCCAGGAGUAGCUGCGCACAGACCAACUCUGCUAGAGUCAGGCGGGGUUGGCUAUCCCAGCCUCCUCUGGAGGGCCAUGGAGGGCCAUCACAGGGCUGCAGGCAUGGAGGAGCGAGAGAGUGGCACUUCACGCACACAUGUGGCAUGGGAAGAGGAGGAGGAAGAUGAGGAGGAUAUAGAAGAGGAGGGGUUGUAGUGGUGUGUGUGUGUGUGUGAGUGAGAGUGUGUGUGUACGCAGAUCAAAUACAAUGUCAUAGCAGACAUAUCUGAGAGUGAGAGCAAACCUGUUUUUUCCAUCAUCUUCAUCAUGAUCAGUCUUCCUCGCUGUGUGGAAGAGAACAGGAGCACUUACAGCUCUAACGCAAGAGAAAGGAAAAAAAAAGCUAAUGGAAAAACGGGUUUUCUGACUAUUCAGCUUUCUUUUACAGACCUCCUAAUGUGUUUUUUCAUUUUCAUGUCCUUUUAUGUGUUGGUUUUAUUAUUUUAUGUUGUCAGUUUGUAUUCAGAUUUAAUUUUAUUGCUUUACUUAAUGGAAAAAUGUAAUAUAGAUCUAUUUUGUUAAUAUAUUAUGCAGGCAAGGUUGAAAGUUGUUGCUGAUGCUAUGUUAAAUCACAAUAUGAGUUCAGAGAUGGAGCGUAAGACAGCAGCAAGAAGAAAACAAGUGUAGCUUUCUCUUUAUUUUCCCUUUAUUACUACAAUGCUGUCAUCUACUGGUGGAGAGUGGAACUGUGCUUCUACAGGCUGACCUCCUCAGUUCUGUACACUUCCAGGAGAAUGUGUGUGCAUGAUAGAUAUCUGUCUGUUUGAAGCUGCUGAUUAUUUAAGUCCAAAAAAGGAGAAAUAAUUUUUUAUAUAU
Messenger RNA from Colossoma macropomum (tambaqui), 3003 nucleotides. RefSeq names its product zinc finger and BTB domain containing 7B (gene zbtb7b). Gene Ontology annotation, biological process: regulation of transcription by RNA polymerase II; positive regulation of gene expression. The coding region runs from base 847 to 2343 and encodes 498 amino acids. NCBI's taxonomy places the organism in Eukaryota, Metazoa, Chordata, Actinopteri, Characiformes, Serrasalmidae. Gene Ontology annotation, molecular function: RNA polymerase II cis-regulatory region sequence-specific DNA binding; DNA-binding transcription factor activity, RNA polymerase II-specific; protein binding. The transcript is spliced from 3 exons. The record is from RefSeq and is a predicted model, not a curated record.